GGAAUGCCGCGGCGGACGAGGGUGGAGGUAGGCGCUCCUUUCAGCAACGACUGCAAGGCCUGCAGCAUGAACAGUUUCUCUUUUUCUGGAGAGCAAUUCUCAGAUGGAUCGUGUUUGACGUGGGCACUAGGCUCAAAUACGUUUUGCUUCUGCUGCUUUUGCAUCUGCAUGGUAAAAAUGGCCCUCAUAGUAGUGUAGCCGCAGCUGACACGAAUUACACAGCGAAAGAUACAGAUUCAUCUGCGGCGGAGCAGGCGCAAGAUUUGCGAGGCCUGCACACCGAGGUCCUCCGAUGUUACGAGGUAGCACUGUCAACGCUAGUGCAAAAAGUUGGCACACUAUUGAGUUACCGAAGUGCUGAGCAUCAGCUGCUGUACUAUAGCGAUUGGCGCGGCAUUCUCGACCUGACCUCCGGCGAAAUGUCGAAUCUGAAUCGCGUCACCCUGCAACCUCUUUUUGAUUUUGCAUCGACUGCACUGGCUGUGAAAACUUGGGAGGCGUCGGGUAUUGUAAAGACAACAGUAUCAACCACUGUCUCGCACCAGCCAAACCGCUUGAAUCCUGCCCUUGACCCACCGCAACAGGCAUCAGACAAUCUGACCCUGGCGCGACCGGCUGUUGACGUCGUCGCGAGCCUGCGAGCGAUACUGUAUACGCAGUCCAAGAGCAUAGUCGAGGAAUUCCACCAUCGAAAAGUUGCCCACGUCCAGAUGGUGUUGGCAGAGGAGAAGUGGGAGCGCUGUGACGCAACAAAGGAGCACCGAGCUUACGUUAGGUAUCUCACAGGUGAGACUGAGGAUAUCACCUUUUCGCCUCGCGGUAGUCAAGAGCGAGCGACUCCAAUACCUAGUGGAACUGUGGGAACUGUUGCUCCUGCGAAACAUGCCCUGAAAUUGAUUAGUUCCUCUUCCGCGUCUGGCAAUACGGCAGCGCCAGUGGACAGUGGACAACAAGCAGCAGGAGCGACACAGGCUCAGGGGAGAAAUGAGCAGGCUGGGGGAUCUUCUUCGAGCAGGGCUCCAAAUGCCCUCACUGUUGACGCAUCGGAAGUACAAGAAGUGCUAAAUGCGCUAAGACCUGAUGGGAGUACUGACCAGGCCGGUGGGGGUGAGUCGACGUGGCAGAAUGACUACUCAGAAAAGUUUUUGAAGGUUGAGCGCAUUAACUUCCUCGUCGUUCCUAGUUCUCUGAUGUUGCUGAAAAUAGCACACGAGUAUCUUUGUUUAUGUCGUGCACUUCAGUCCGUAGCAGUCGAAGCAGUACAACGCCUGACGCAUCUCUUCAAGCUCUUCAACCGGCAAAUGCUGCAGCUUGUCCUACAGGGUGAAGCCAAAACAAAUCGGGUGCUCUUCUCUUUUUAGUCUUCCGAUGUAGUCUGAGCGUUGUAUGAAUUACUUACACAACCGCUCAAAAUCAUGCUUGACGCUGCUCUUGUGCUUUUCUUGAAGUCCGGCCGUGUAUAAAGAGGUAUCCCUUGUGUCUCAUACUCAUUUCAGGUGUUGAAGAAAGUUACUGCUACCAACAUUGCGUUGUGCAGUCAAACUUGCGGGAUGUUUUCCGCCUUGGCGCCAAGGCUUCAAGAACAGCUGCAGAUUUGCCUACACAUUAACGAAGAUGAUAGCAAAAGCAAGGCGGACUCGAUUAUAAACCGGACACGGACGGCGCUUCUCAACGACUUUGGCUCCAUCGUGCACGAUUUUCAGGAUCACCAUGGGUUCGUUGAUUUACUAAUUCUUGCCAUUUUUGUCAUUACUUGACAAUACUUUUAUUUCGAAUUCGAUUCACAUAAUUUGCGAUUCCGCGAUGAAUUAGAAUCUACUUACUUCAAGUUUGAAUCUUUGUCACAACAGGCAACUCCUGAAAAAAUUGUCGGAGAUUUUGGAAGGGAGGUAUGACGUGCAUGCGAAAAAGCUUUUCUCACAGGCGCACCCUUUGCCGCCUAGACUUGCGAUUUUCGAUAAAACAGCGGACACAACCUCAAGUAAAACUCCCCCGGCCGUUACUACAAGUACGGCUACCUCUAGUAGCGAAAGGACACCCCUACACGGUCCUGGGCACGAACCAAAAUCACCACCUCCACCGCCUGAAGCGCCUUCGCCUUCCCUAGUAGCAAGUAGCUCAUCGGCAUCUGAUCUGUCCUCGACAGCCAUUGCACCUAGCGACGACGCUGUGAAACUACAAAAAACUGAUGAAGCCACCUCCUCCAAACCCAAAGUAGACGACGUGAUGAAUAAAGAAGAGCAAAGUCAUUUGCUAGUACAAGCACAACGCCCAACAGAAGAAGCUCAAGCGGCUCCUGAAGCUAUUACACCUGCCGCAGAUGCUGUAGACGCGGCUGCGCCAGAAUUUACGCAAGGUCUUCUUGCAAUCGGGGUCAAGAAACAAGACGAAGACGAAAAAGACGCUGAAGAUGUUGAGGUAGCACCCCACGAGGCAUGCGCGGGUUUGAUUAAGGAUGUGAGCAGCAUGUAUCGCGUACUAUUGAAGGUGCUAUCAGGUGAGAAUGUGAAAAAAAUCUUCGCGCGCGCAUUCGAGAACAUGAGUGAAAAAUUCGACAAGACGCUCACUGAACUUGCUAAAGACGCAGAGUUUGCUAGCCGCCUGAACCAGCUGGCAGCGGAGAUGCAAGAGGAAGGGGGUGAAGACGGAGACAGGGAGCAACCAAUACUAAACGCAAAUAGUAGUACCUCAUCAAAGCUAGUGAAGAAGAUGGCUGGCGAGGAGGGCGCACCAUCAGGAACAGACGCAGAAGCCUCUGCCUCCGGGGUUGUGAUGUCAUCAGCAGCCAGAACACAAAAAAACGGAGUGUAUACUUCGGAGUAUCCUUGGGGUGAUAGGCUACUCUACGACGUAGAGCAUAUUGCGGCUGAGCUAACCUCACUCACAGUAAUUGCAGCGCCUGUUCGAGAAUGGAUUAACCAGAUGAUUCUCUACGUGGAAUUACGGUUGCACCCUGAUGCCGCAUUUGACCCUGAAAAUGUGCAGGCUCCGCAGCACUCAACAAUCUCGAGAAUAAACAGGAGUAGAACAGCGAAUAGCUCGUCAACGAAGUGAUAGUGAUUUCUACCGUUACAGGUGAGUCCGACGAGUGACGAAAAAGUCGAUGCUGCCGGUCGUUUACUUGUUCUAGAAAUAGCACAUAAAUCAGAGGUAGCGCGUCGUAAGCUUGGCAGCAGACAUAUGUUUACAACAAAAGUCAAAGUUUUAUUUUCUGUAACAUCCUAGCGUCCAGUACCUACCGAUGAGUAUCUUUUUCAGCAUGAUCGAUUAUAACACCUUGGCCUGUAGUAACGGUGAGUGUGAAAUAAAUGAGUUGUGAGCCGCAGCUCAAAACGAAACUACUUAAUCAAUUUUCUCUACGAU
This is a messenger RNA of Amoebophrya sp. A25, 3363 nucleotides long. The record is from the annotation of a GenBank genome assembly. NCBI's taxonomy places the organism in Eukaryota, Dinophyceae, Syndiniales, Amoebophryaceae.